Messenger RNA from Teleopsis dalmanni, 2661 nucleotides. Its product is annotated as coiled-coil domain-containing protein 186-like. NCBI's taxonomy places the organism in Eukaryota, Metazoa, Arthropoda, Insecta, Diptera, Diopsidae. The transcript is spliced from 10 exons. The coding region runs from base 89 to 2584 and encodes 831 amino acids. Gene Ontology annotation, molecular function: small GTPase binding. Gene Ontology annotation, biological process: vesicle cytoskeletal trafficking. Gene Ontology annotation, cellular component: trans-Golgi network. The record is from RefSeq and is a predicted model, not a curated record.
AACAAAGUUUUUUCUUUUUUGCAAAAAUUUUAAUUAAGAAAACAAUCAAGUUCAACAAAAACAUUAACAAAUGUUGUAACUUACAAAAAUGGAUGAAGUGAAAAAUGUUGCGGACGAAAAUGUAGUCAAUUUAGACACACAAAUUGUUACUUUGCAAAAUACGGAGAAAAUUUGCACUGAUUUGUCUUGUGAAAAUGGUGAGGGAGACCAGGAAAUGUUAUACCAACAGAUGGAAACAAUAUCUAAUACAGAAAAGGCUGAUCAAAGUAUCACAAAUGAAAGUAAAACAGCAACGAAUACGUGCCAAGAAUUGCUCAAUACAAAAAUAGAUGUAAUUAAAACAGAAGAGUCAUAUAAUGUCACAAUGAGCGUACAACCUUCAUGUAAAGAAGUUGAAUCAGAGGACAGGAAAGAUGAACCAAGUUCAACUAUUGCUAAUUUAGUUGUAGCACCAAUAGUUGAAUCGAUUCAAGAAACAACUAUACAGUUACCAGUUGCAGUUAUAAUAACAAAACCAGAAGAUACAAUCACAGCGGUGUCAACAGAGAAAGUUGUGUACACUGCUGGAACGGUGUCACUGCCACUGCAAGUAGAUGACACAGGGCAAAAUGAACUACAAAAUGAUAUACAAAUAUCACACAAUGCAUGUGAAGCUCAACAAGAACAACAGCGUUUGCUAUAUGAGGAGCAGUUGGAACAAUUGCGUGCUUUAAUAACACAGAAGGAUAAUAUGUUAGUGCUCUUCCAGCGCGAAAGGGAAAUACUCGAAAGAGAAAAGCAGUCGUUCCGCAAAGAAAUGGAAAAUGCGAACAGAGAAAAGGAGUCAACAGUCAUAAAAUUUGCCAUAAAAGAGAAAUUAUUGCUUGAUGCUAAGAAAGAAAAGGAUUUGAUAGAAAAGCAUUUAGCUGAAACCAGAAAAGAAGUGAAGAAUGUCUCAACACGUUUUCAAGCUUUAAACGAAGAAAAAACGCGUAUUAUACAUAUUAUGGAUGAAAAGUGCAACGAAGUCCGCAAAUAUCAACGUGAAUGUGAAAAGCUGAAAACUGAGUAUGGUCAUUUAGAGUCCAAGUUGAAAUAUCACGUUAAUAAGUUAAAUUUGGAAACUGAAGCUAAACAGGCAUUGGAAAAGAAAUUGGAAGAAGAACGCAAUGCACCAAAUAAACUAGAAGAGAAAGCCAAUGAAAAACUACGCAUGGAGUUUGAAGCAAAUACCAUUUUACUCAAACACGAGAUUACACGCAAAACCGAGAUUGUGGAAAAUUUGACAAAAGAACACAAGAAGUCGAGUGAAACUAUCAAACAUUUACAGGAACAAUUAUGUCUUGAAAUGGCAGCGAAAACCAAACUCAGUGAGGAAUUGGAAAAAUUACAGGAAGAGCAUAAUUCAGUACAAAAUUCUUAUAGUAAUGAGAUACUAAAUUCAGCUAAACUGCGUGGACAACUGGAUGAGUUGCAGUUACUCAAAACUCAGAACACCUUAAAUGAACAACAAAUUCGUGAACUGAAAGCCAUAAUUGAGGACUCUAAUGAGAAAUUGCAGGACAAUGCUCAGGAUUUAAAAGAACUGCACGCCAAAGAACAAGAGUUAUUAAGUAUUAACAAAGAGAUGAUGGAAUCGAUUGUAACAUUGCAAAAUGAGAUUUGUUUACUCAAAUCGAAGGUGCAAGGUAUUGAGGCUGAGAACGAGAUAUUGAAUAAAGAAAAAUUGGGCUAUGAUACGAAUAAACAAGAACUAGAAAAUAAACUUAAAGAUGAGAUCGAACAGAAGAACGAAGAGCGACAAAUUUUGGCUAAACACUUAUCAGAGAAGACGAAAUUAUAUGAAAUUACCAAAAUGAAAUUAGAAAAUAUUAUGGGAGAUUUUGAAGCUACUAACAAUAAACAUUCCACUGUAGUCAAGGAGCUUCAACGUGAAAUACAAAAGUAUCAAAAAUCAAUACAUCACGCAAGCAGCUCACCGAAAAUGCUACAGAGUAACAUACCAAGUACAACCAAUGGCUAUAACUCGGAACAGUCUGAUGAUUUGCCAGCGACACAAAGCACACACAGUCGUAAUAGUAGUAACAGUGGCAAUGGCAGUCGUCGGCCAAGUGAAUCUUCAGAAUCAGAGACAGUAGCAAGCAGUGCUACAGCAGUACAAAAUGAUUUACAAGGACCAACAAAAAAACAUCUUGUUGAACGCAUAUUACGGCUACAACAAGCUUCAGCGAGGCAAACAGAGAAAAUAGAUUUUCUUGAGAAUCACACACUCUCCUUAGUGUCGGAGUUACAGAAAAAAUCAAAAGUGGUACAAUAUUAUAUGCUGCGAGACCAAGCUGGUGCGCUGACGUCCAUAAAAAGUGACCAAAAUAAAUCUGAUCUAGCUAAGUAUGGCAACGGUGUUAUGUCGGCCAUUUAUGGCGGUAUUAAAGGUGAUAACAAAAGUAUGAGUCUAGAACUAUCACUGGAAAUAAAUAAGAAGUUGCAAGCUGUGCUCGAAGACACUUUAUUAAAAAAUAUAACACUUAAGGAAAAUUUAGAUGUAUUAGGACUUGAAGUAGAUAAUUUAACACGUAAAUUAAGACAAAUAGAAGCAAAAGAGUGACGUAUGCGAAAGCCAAAUAUGAGCUAUUUGGUUUUUUGAGUGUGUAAUUAUUAUAAAUUAAAGUAAUUUUAUUUUAU